AAUUUUUCGAGGAUUCAGUGUGUAGUUAUCGAGAAAUAAGAUUGAGCACGUGUUACAGUUCCAUAGUUGGUGACGUAGUGACAGUAAACGAAAACGUUGAUAGGUGCACCCCAGACAAAAGAGACAAAUUGACCUGCAUGAUAAACAUUUAUAAGGAGUGCAAAGAAUAUCUCAAUGUCACAUCAAACGGGAUAAUAGCGGCAAAUAUAAGGCAACAUAUGGUUGAUGACAUGUGGGAUACAUUCAGUACAGGCUCGGAACUGUGCGACUGCUAUGAAGGGGAAAGUUGUUAUUCAGCUCUGAAUCAGGAGAUUAUAAGCAUAUCUAUUACACCAGACUCGACGAGAGAUAAGUACCAGAAGAUUGUUGCACUCAAUGAACUUCUUUGCAGCAAUACAACCAGGGUACAGUGUACAAAGAAAGGACAGUUACCAACAUGCUUGAAUAUUUUACAAAACUAUAAUGAUUCCCGAGCCAAGAUCGAUGUGUAUACAAAAGCAGUGAAUUCUAUAUGCCAUAUAGUAAAUACAGAAGAAUUUAAGAAUAAUAAACAGUGUAUCAUAGAGAAAGUGGUUGGCUCCUAUCAGCCAUGUGUAGCAGAGGCACAAUUGCCAACAACUGUAACUACGUGCCGAGAUUUUCAAAAACUGUACAAGUGUGUCAGUAGUGCGUUAAAGGAUCAGUGCAAUGGUGAUUAUACAAAAACAGCUUACGAAAUGAUUCGGACUUCUAUGUACAACACCAUUGAAUGUGACGUCAAAAGCGCAGCUUUUGCAGUUUUUCCUCAAUUUGUGUCGAUAUUUAUUUUUAUGUUUAUGAUGUAUUUUUGCGUCCUUUGUAGUGAAACAUAAUCUUUUGUAUCAAGUUUUAAACAAAUAAGAAAAUUCCCAUUUUCUUGCCGCCUGCAUUAAAGAUUUUCCAUUUUUCAAUUGCAUUUAUUUCACUCUGGUUAUUAUGUAUGACCAUAUAUUACUAAAACAACCGAGGCAACAAUGAAAAAGGUUUGAUAAUAAAUAGUUUAACUCGUAUACAAUACCAGAUGAAAACAACAUAGUGACAAAUGUAAUAAUUGAAAUAUGUUUACCGGAAGAGAACAACGUUUUAAGUCUAUCCUAUAAAGUCAUGAAAGUAAUACAUAAAAAUAUAAAUGUGGCACAAUAUACUCACUAUUUCAUCUACAUAAAUUUAGUAAUACUUUCUUUUACACAGCUUUUGUUGUUUUCUGUCAAAAUGACUUUCAUAAUAUUCAUUAAAAUGUUUAAAAUAAUUUGGUCGUGUGUGAUAUUCGACUUUAAGUAAACAUCUUCUCAAACAGAAAUAUUUUCUUUAAGAUAGAAAAUGAGACUCAUACCCAAUACAGGUGUUACAAUGGUAACAUAAUCUAAAAUUAUAGUCCCAACAUCUAGUUUCAACUGGCGUCUUUUGACAUCUU
Molecule: messenger RNA, 1432 nt
Organism: Mercenaria mercenaria
Lineage: Eukaryota; Metazoa; Mollusca; Bivalvia; Venerida; Veneridae
Exons: 6
Coding region: 138-851 (237 amino acids)
Source: RefSeq, a predicted model, not a curated record